AUGGGCAAGGUCAAGAUUGGAAUCAAUGGAUUCGGAAGAAUUGGCCGAUUGGUUGCGAGAGUUGCUCUACUGAGCGAUGAUAUUGAACUCGUUGCCGUAAAUGAUCCUUUCAUUACCACCGAGUACAUGACUUACAUGUUUAAGUACGACAGUGUUCAUGGCCAAUGGAAAAAGGGUGAAAUCAAGGUGAAGGAUUCCAAGACUCUUCUCUUUGGCGAUAAGCCUGUUACAGUUUUUGGCAUGAAAAAUCCAGAGGAAAUCCCCUGGGGUGAGGCCGGAGCUGAAUAUGUUGUGGAAUCCACCGGAGUUUUCACUGACAAGGACAAAGCUGCUGCCCACUUGAAGGGAGGUGCAAAGAAGGUUGUCAUCUCAGCUCCAAGUGCAAAUGCACCCAUGUUUGUUAUGGGUGUCAACGAGAAGGAGUACAAAUCUGAUAUCACCAUCGUCUCUAAUGCUAGCUGCACAACCAACUGCCUUGCUCCACUGGCCAAGGUUAUUCAUGAUAAAUUUGGUAUUGUUGAGGGACUUAUGACCACUGUUCACUCCAUAACAGCAACCCAGAAGACUGUUGAUGGUCCAUCGAUGAAGGACUGGAGAGGUGGAAGAGCUGCUUCUUUCAAUAUCAUUCCCAGCAGCACUGGAGCUGCCAAGGCUGUAGGAAAAGUUCUGCCUGCACUGAAUGGGAAACUUACAGGGAUGGCCUUUCGUGUUCCUACUGUUGAUGUCUCGGUGGUUGAUCUUACUGCCAGGCUUGAGAAGCCUGCCUCAUAUGAUGAUAUCAAGGCCGCUAUCAAGGCUGAGGCUGAGGGAAGCAUGAAAGGAAUCCUAGGUUUCACCGAGGAUGAUGUUGUGUCAACAGACUUUGUGGGUGACUGCAGGUCUAGCAUUUUCGAUGCAAAAGCUGGGAUUGCGUUAAACAACAACUUCGUGAAGGUUGUGUCAUGGUACGACAACGAGUGGGGUUACAGUAAUCGUGUUGUUGAUUUGAUUCGUCAUAUGGCCAAGAGUUGAAGCGUUCUCGACCACAGUUUUGACUAUACUAGUACAACUCCUUAAUGAGAGAGAUAGGUCGGGAUU
This is a messenger RNA of Cynara cardunculus var. scolymus (artichoke), 1077 nucleotides long. Its product is annotated as glyceraldehyde-3-phosphate dehydrogenase, cytosolic. Gene Ontology annotation, biological process: glucose metabolic process. The record is from RefSeq and is a predicted model, not a curated record. The transcript is spliced from 11 exons. The coding region runs from base 1 to 1011 and encodes 336 amino acids. Lineage: Eukaryota; Viridiplantae; Streptophyta; Magnoliopsida; Asterales; Asteraceae. Gene Ontology annotation, molecular function: NAD binding; NADP binding; oxidoreductase activity, acting on the aldehyde or oxo group of donors, NAD or NADP as acceptor.